AUACCACUCACGACAAAUUCAAUAUGUUAGUCUUGUGAGAAGAAGAAUCCAUAACUCAUCAACUGCUAUGGACGAAGCAGUCAAGAACGGCAACAUUACCAACGCAAACGACAAUUGGAGCGAAUCCGUGGAGGACCUGCUCACAGCCGGAGACACCGACGCCGCUAUCUCUCUCUUGGAAUCGGUCAUCUCAAACCUCCAAACAUCGGAAUCCCACCCCCAACUGCCUUCCGCUCUCACCGACCUUGCUCGACUCUACUCCUCCAAGGGUUUCUCUCUCAAAGCCGAUCAACUUCACUCUCAAGCUUCCACUAUUCAACACCGUCUCCUCCACUCUUCCUCUUCUGCUGUUUCUCAUGGGACUCUGAAGCAGGAGCCAUGCUUGUCGCCUGAUUCUGCUCCAAUUCGCAUUGAAUCUUCAACUGAUGGUAAUAUCGAAAUAUUUACAAACUCUUCAGAUGAUACUUCGCCACUGAAGGAGGCUUCGGAUGAUGAUUGGGAAGCUAUUGCCGAGCGCUCACCUGAUGAAUUACUUUCCUCACAAUGUCUGCCUGGAGUAUCAAAACUUUCUUUGGAAACUGCCAAUCCUAAAACCGCUACCCCUAAGCGGCGUGGAAGGGGAACAUUUUCUUAUAAGAAAGAUGAAUUGUACAGUGAUAAUUUAUCUGAUAAGUCAGUUAUAGAUAAUUUAGAGGAUGGAGAUGAUUCCCAUAGUACAGAAAGGAAUACAGAGAUUACAACAUCAACAUAUGGUACUCGCCAUGUCCUUGUUUUGGCUGAUUUCCCACCAAGCACUAAAACAAUAGAACUGGAGAAGCUUUACGAGAAUUUCAGAGAUCGUGGAGUUGUAAUUCGCUGGGUCAAUGAUACCACUGCACUUGCAGUUUUCCGGACACCAUCAGUUGCACUUGAGGCCAAGAACUGCAUAAGUUGUGCAUUCAAAGUAUAUAUACUUGGUGAUGAUGAUGAGCUGAUAAACUCAAUCUCACCCAAAGAUCUUGAACCUCCUCGACCUAGGCCAAAGACAUCUGCAAGAACUGCCCAGAGGCUGAUUGCACAAGGUAUGGGACUGAAAUUACCCUCGGCGUCAUUUGGUUCAAAAGAACUGAGAAAACAGGAAGGUGAUAGGAGGAACCGCAUUGUGACGAGGCAAAAACUUAAAGAUGAUGCCUGGGGGGAUGAUGAUUGACCUUUUAAAGAAUGGAAAUUUCUUAACCUUGUCUACUUAACAUUUCUAUUGUAAAUCAUUCCUUUCACUAGUGCAGAUUUGUGGUCUACAAUAGUUUUCAUUAUCUAUUAUUUAUUUUGUGGUGAGGUUUUUAAUUUUUUAUUUAUGGAGGGGGGAACGGCUAAAAGAUGUGUAGAUGAUACUUUAUCUAUCUUUCCUACUUAUGGUCGUGUUGAAAAUUUAUUUUGAAAAAUUACACUAAUUUCUUGACACCA
This is a messenger RNA of Humulus lupulus (European hop), 1443 nucleotides long. RefSeq lists its product as uncharacterized. NCBI's taxonomy places the organism in Eukaryota, Viridiplantae, Streptophyta, Magnoliopsida, Rosales, Cannabaceae. The record is from RefSeq and is a predicted model, not a curated record. The transcript has 7 exons. The coding region runs from base 68 to 1189 and encodes 373 amino acids.